Messenger RNA from Durotheca rogersii, 1258 nucleotides. RefSeq lists its product as uncharacterized. The record is from RefSeq and is a predicted model, not a curated record. Bases 163 to 900 code for a protein of 245 amino acids. NCBI's taxonomy places the organism in Eukaryota, Fungi, Ascomycota, Sordariomycetes, Xylariales, Xylariaceae. The transcript has a single exon.
ACCGCUGGGUGUCUGAGACAACAGAGCCGCUAGGCUCGGAGAAUUCUCCGAAACGGCGAGUGGCGGCUGAGGAGAGGGAGCCGACGAGAACGCCCAAAAGAAAGAAGGAAAAGCAGAGACAGUCCGAGGCAGGGUCUGAGACGCGGCGCGCUGUGCGACUUUAUGCUCCGGCAGGGUCGUGCGCACGCGCGGUAUGCUUACCUACCUGCGUACACGUCGCGUGGCAUCACCGCACGGAGGACCUGCUCCGGCGCGAGCGCCCCAUGCGCUGGCAGCGCGCGCACAUGCGACGAGGCCUCUCCUAGCAGAUACGUGCUCCGCCCCCCUGUGUGCGCUGUAGGCAGAGUCUACCUCAGCACACUGCUCAUCUCCGCGCUGGGGGAGGGACGUGCGUGUACUGGCCGACGCCGGCGUGGCGCUGAGACCGCGACUGAGGCGAAAGAAAAACAGGCUCCCCCAGCAGAGCAGGCGAGCGACAAAAAAAGGGGGGGCGGCCAGACACGCACUCGCGCGCUCGGGGGGCGGCGAGCGGGAAUAGGGGCUCAAGGCGCGAAGUCCCCGCGUCUCGGGCCCGUCGCCGGCGCGCUCGUCUGGCUCUCCCUCCCUACCCGCGCUCGCCCACCCUUGCGCCGACGUCUGGUCUCGCGCUCGCGCCUGCAUGCCAGACACGCAUGCACGCAGGUACACAUCCCCGACGCCCUUCCGCCAGGAGAGCGUAUACGUGAGCAAGAGAGAGGCAGCGCGCGCGCCUCAGACACAACACCCCUCCCCCUCGGCCCUGUGCGCCCUCGCCUCAGACCAGUGACAGCCAGGUCGUGCAGCAUCCGCGGCCCACCAAUGGGCCGUAGGCCCCGAGCGGCUGGGUCGAUGACACGUCGACUUCAGCGCGGCGGGACGUGAUACGCUGGAGCAAGGCCCCUCGCCCUCCUUUCUUUCUCUCUCUCUCUUCCGAGCGGGGUGCCUGGUACAGCCCGACGGCAGGCGGGCAGCAUAGGCAGGUGAGACAAGCGGGGAGGCAGGUUAGCGCCUGUUCCGCCGUGCGCGCUCCCGGCGCCCGGGUCGACGCCGGGGCGUAGGUGAGGUUGGCUAAAGGGGGCCCCCCAGGGCCACCCCGGAGACGUCUCCGGACGGGGCGGGGAGCGGUGUCCUCCCUGUCCUCCCCCCCUUCUCUCCCCCGGAGCCACGGGGAUAGGGGAUGGAGAGACAGGUGGCGGCGGUGGCGGGAGGUGGUACUCUAGUCGUUGGGUACGAAGACGCG